CCAACAAACGCCGGAUUAUACAACUGACAGAAGAUGCCAGAGGAAAUGCAUGGAGAGGAGUUCAGAAGAGCAGGGAGAGACGUAAUUGAACACAUCAUUAAGUACACAUUGGGCGUGAAGGAUAUGAGGGUGACGCCAGACCUGAAUCCGUCCCACGUCAUGAACUCGUUACCCAAGCAGGCGCCAGACAGCGGCGAGAAAUGGGAAGAAAUAAUGCACGAUAUGGACACCAAAAUACUGCCGGGGAUGACUCACUGGAUUCAUCCACACUUCUACGGUUAUUACCCAUCGGGUCGUUCAUUCCCUUCCAUCUUUGGUGAUGCGCUGGCGAGCGCCCUUGGUGGACAUGGCUUCUCUUGGAGUGCAAACCCGGCACAGACGGAAUUGGAAAUGGUUGUCCUUGAUUGGUUUGCUAAGGCUUUAGGACUACCAAACGAGUUUCUUCACUCAACCAAGAAGAAGAUGGGUGGAGGCUGUUUCCAGCCGUCCGAGAGCGACGCCAUCCUUGUUGCAAUGAUGGCGGCGAGGCACGCUGCCACGCAGUUCUUGCGUGAGGACAGACUGGAUCGUAGCCUAAGCAGCGUCAGGAAGAACCGGCACGCCGACGACCUGGACGUCGACUGCGCUGCACUACAGAAGAUUAUCGCCUAUACCUCCCGAGAGGCGCACACCUGCGUCGAGAAGGCCGCCAAGAUCUGCCUCAUCCAACUGCGCGUGCUACCGACCGACAAUGAACACCGUCUGCGGGGGGACGCUCUCCGCAAGGCGAUGGAACAAGACGAACACAACGGGCUGAUGCCGUGUUUCGUGUGCGCGACGCUGGGCACGCAGACCACGUGCGCAUUCGACAACCUGCACGAGAUCGCGAUGGAGUGCCGGCGCAAGACCGCCGUCUGGCUGCACGUGGACGCCACGUACGCGGGCAACGCGCUUAUCUGCCCCGAGAUGCGCCACUUGGCCGACGGCCUGGACCGCGCCAACUCGAUCAACGUGAGCGCGGACAAGUGGCUGCCGGUCAACUUCGACUGCGCGUGCCUGUGGGUGCGCGACUACUUCCAGCUGGUCGAGGCGUUCUCGACGCACCCGCUGCAGACGCAGCAGGAGCGCGACAACCCGGUCCUCGACUUCCGCCACUGGGGGCUGCCCCGCGAGCGCCGCUUCCGCGCCCUCAAGCUCUGGUUCACCUUCCGCAAGUUCGGCAUAGCCGCCCUCCAGGACCGCAUACGCAACCACUGCUCACUCGCCAAACAGUUCGAGGACUUGCUGCGUGGGGACGGGCGCUUCAGAGUCAUGGACAGUGCCAAGAUGGGUGUGGUGUGCUUCCGCCUGGAGUCGCUGGGCUUCCCUAUUGAGUGCCACCAAAACCACCUCACGGAGCUGCUGCUCGCCUACCUCAACGCCUCUGGCCGGAUGUGGGUGACGCCUGUAGAGGUCGAUGAUCUCCUCGCCAUCCGCCUGUGUGUUGGAUCGUCUCUCACCAAGGAGGAGGAUAUAGAGCACACGUGGCACCGCGUGGUGGACAGCGUGUUCCGCAUCGAGGCGAGCACGUGGACGGAGAAGGUGCCGGAGCUCCACGUGAGCAGGGCGGACCGCGAGCAGCAGCUGAGCCUGCUGCGCUACCUCAACGGCACGGUGACGGCGCCGCCCAUGCGCUACCGACGCCUGCAGGCCGCGCAGCUGCUGCGCGACCCCUACGGGCCCUUCCUCGUGCCCGACUCCGACGACCGCAUCGCCGACAUCUUCGACCUCUCGGAUCUCGCCAAGGCCUACUCGCGCGUCUGA
This is a messenger RNA of Schistocerca serialis cubense, 1782 nucleotides long. Its product is annotated as aromatic-L-amino-acid decarboxylase-like. Gene Ontology annotation, biological process: amino acid metabolic process. NCBI's taxonomy places the organism in Eukaryota, Metazoa, Arthropoda, Insecta, Orthoptera, Acrididae. Gene Ontology annotation, molecular function: pyridoxal phosphate binding; carboxy-lyase activity. Bases 34 to 1782 code for a protein of 582 amino acids. The transcript is spliced from 9 exons. The record is from RefSeq and is a predicted model, not a curated record.